Molecule: messenger RNA, 8845 nt
Organism: Syngnathoides biaculeatus (alligator pipefish)
Lineage: Eukaryota; Metazoa; Chordata; Actinopteri; Syngnathiformes; Syngnathidae
Exons: 3
Coding region: 778-2988 (736 amino acids)
Source: RefSeq, a predicted model, not a curated record
UCAGAUGUAGAAUACGUCGGCUGAGGGAACAGAGACGUACAGGGUUGUAAUGAGAGGGACCUGAGACCCAGGUGUGUGUUGAAGGAAUAAAUCCACUCGUGUGUGAAAAUGCCAGCUUCCUGAUACCUUUUUAUUGCAGAACGAGCGCGUGUAUUGUUGGAUGAGAAGCAGUUGAGUAAGGUCACAAAUUGGAGUCAGAUUACUAACUUAAGUUUAUGAUGAUUUAGAAAUAUAAAUUUCCAACAAUUUAUGGUGACCCCGACGUGAUGCAAGAGAGGUAAAAGAAGUCCGGGACUUCGAGAAAAACCACAAGGGUCAAGGACUCUGGUCAGGGACCCACGUCCACACCAGGUGACGACCUGACAAAGGAGCCAUGUGUCCGAACGUCUUUCCUCUUGGGCCUACAGUGAAACAAGGUAAGUAGACUCCUUUUCAAAUUCUGCACAUUGGCAACGCUAAAUUAUAAGAGGAAGGAGGAGCGGAACGACGUAAAAGUGUAAUAGUGUGGACAUUAGUAGGGUAUAAAAUCUGGGAUUUACCUACUAGAAUAGUUUGGAACUAUUCGUGGUUAUGAUACGGUUUAAAAUCUGGGAUUUACGUAUCAGUGUGGAAGCGGUGUGAGUGUGAAAACUAACAUUGUUCUGCGUAAAAAGUGGUUGGGACACGCACGGGUGGAUUUCAAGAUGGCGAAUGAGAGGAAGUGUGAAGGGUCUCGGGUCCAGCACUUAAGACGAACGGACUGAAAUCUGGUCGGAGAUUAAUGGUCAUUACGCUAAGAUGGAAUCACGGUUGAUUAGUGGAAUAGAAAGUAAGAAAAUUAAGAAGGAAAAAGAACGGAGUCAGAAGUUGUUUCUGAAAUUAAAGAAGGAUGAAUUGUUUCGCGGAGAACCCGGAACAUGGGACAUGGCGAAGUUAGCGCGGCAGUUACAGAAAAAGGAAAGCAGAAUGUUGGCAGAUAUUCGAGAUAUGAAGGAGGAUCAGAGCCAAGUCGGAUGGCGACAGCGUAAUAAACUUGAGAAGGAAGUGAAGAAAUUGGAGAAAGAUAGACGAGGCAUUCACCAAUUGGCAACUAUCGCUACUGUGCUGGUGGCGAUAAAAGAGGAAAAGAGUGAGAAUGAGGUGAAGAAAGAGGAUGAAGUGAUUGAAAAAGUGGAAGAAAAGACGGAAUGUCUGAGAGGCAUUUAUCCACAGUUGUCAGACUCGCGACAGUAUGUGUUUGCGCCGCCACCGUAUCAGACGGCGCCAGUAAUGGCCCCCGUAGUCACCUUGGGGGGCAGAAUGGUUUUAGAUGUAGAAGAUGAAGGUUCACGGAUGGCGCCAGCGACCAUACAGUUGAUUGAACAGGCUGUGAAUAAUGAGAGAAAGGGAGUGCGCGGGAAAAAGCAGGGGAGUGUGGAGUCGCCUGUGCUGGCGCCAGGGGCGGAGCUAGCAGGAGACGGGGGCACCACUAGUGCAGGGACUCUGAAGCUGAUGAAGACGGAGGCAUCGCGGAAGUUGUUUGAAGGACAAAAGGUCCAGAGUGAAGAAAGAGAGAUGUUAGAGGAAGUGAUGACGGGGACACAGAAACAUGGGCAGGCAAUGCCCAGCGACGCUGAUCACCGCGAGGAGGAAAUGGAAAGUGAUGAGGAAGACGAGGUGGUGUUACGUGAACAGCGGCAGAUGCUCAGAGCGUUGAGUGAAGGAGAGAGGCUGGGCGAUAGUGAGGAGAGCAUGUCCAGGGCGGAGCGAGGCUAUAAUACGCAUAGUAAAGGGAAAAUGAUGGCACAGCAGGAGCAGCCUCAAACAAUGGCACCCCUAGUGGUGACUCAUGCUGGCCUUCACUAUGAGCCUUUGGUGCUUCGGGAUGUGGCUGCUUUGGUGGAAAAAUUGCCCCCCCUGCAUAAAGGGGCACGAGCCUGGAUUACUAAAUUCUUAGCUGCCAUGUCAGGACAGGGAGUAGCAUUGGGGGAUUUUAGACAAGCCAUUUUGGGACCAUGUUCCCUGAUUCAAUUACAGAAUAUUGAGGGGGCAGCUGGCACCCGCCAGCUGGGGAGAGAAACGCCACCGGCGGAGAUCUCGGAGGCAUUGUUUCGGGAGCUGAGGGCGGCCUUUCCCUCCCCAGUGGAUGUGGUGCCAACAAUUUUUAAUUAUGGAAAAGAUGUGACUUCCGAGCAACAUUAUGCUCAGGCAUUGGAGCUGUGGAUUGAGACCACAGGUAAACACCCAGGCAGCUACCCUGAAGCUGAGAUGAUGUUCAGGACGGCGAUGCUGAACGUCCUCCCAAAUGAGGUGCAAGCGAUUAUGAGAAUUGAUCCGGACAUUUUGGUCUGUCCGGAACCGAGAUUUAAGAGGCAUUUGAUACACCAUUGCCGCAUCUACAUGGAAAAAGCAAAUAAAAAUCAAAAGGAAACUGAUGCUCUGGCGACUGGUUUGGUUAAAGUACAGUUGGCAAAGUUGCAUGGUGAGGCAAAACAAGAAAAGGUUAAACAAAAACAGAUGUAUCAAACUCCAGUGGGGGCUGGAUGGGGCCAAGGGUUCCGUGGUGGAUACAGAGAAUCCACGGGGUCAGUAUUACCAAGCCAACCCGUGGUACGGCCCGGACGGAUAGGGGGGCCUGGGAAGCUCGGAAAGCACUGGCCAGGCAGAGCCAAUGCUCCAGUUGACAGUGGCGGACACUCCGGUCCAGAUGUUGGUGGACACUGGAGCAACACAUUCAUCAAUCAACAUGCCACUGCCAAGUACAGCGUUGUCGAGAUGAGGUACAACGUUGGUCUGCUUCUCGGGACGUCCUCAGACUCUGCCCUUUACCCGGCCAUUGAAAACGGAAAUCACAAACACUGGACAGAAACUAUAUCAUUCAUAUGUUCAUGCAAUGGACACACCCAUCAAUUUAAUGGGCAGAAACAUGUUGUCAGCAUUGAGAGCCCAGAUAUUGUGCGGCGAGAAGGGACUUACAGUGACAUUUCCUGGCGGACAGGUUCUGGAAUGCUCCCAGCCUGUAACACCUAGGGGUCAGUGGUUGAUGGCACCACUCCCCACAGUACCUGAAACGGCACAGAUCUACUGGGCUAGAUUGAAUCCUGAGACUCCACUUGGCGGAGGUGUCUACUCCACUUACCUCCUGUGGAAACCGUGGAUCCAGGCAUUGGCACCGUACCACCCCCCAGUGGACCCAUUGCAUUGCACUCUAUAUUACGAUAGGGAUUCGGAUGAAGUAUAUAGAGAUGCGUUUGAAGAAAUCGAGGGAGUUGAUUGGACACUACAGUCACCAUGCAUCUUUGUAGGCCCAGAGGGAGUGGCAGAGAAUGUGCAGUUGUCGCCAGAGUAAGAACAAUGGUUCAAAAUGGGUGAGGAAGGUCUGCCCCAUGUAACGCUGGCUGUGUCGCCAGGCCAUGAGCCCCGCCAAUUGGGGCCCAUGGUGAAACGAUUAACACAACAACAUGACUGGAUGAUGACUGAGAUUCCAGAUGUGUGGCAUUCGGCCGCAACCAAAAGUUACAGGUCAAUGGCAAAAAUGGUAGAUGAGUCAGACCUUGAAUUGGUCUUCCUGGACCGCCAUCAUGGGCGGGAACAGACGGACCAUGAGUCUGCACAGGCGAUGCUGGAUCAAAUGCCACAGACCUUGUGGUCACAGGGUCCAUUUGAUGUUGGUUUUUGUCAUACGGUUCAACCGAUCCAAUUGGAAGUUGAUUGCUCCAUUAAGGUCCGCCGUCCUCAAUAUCGAUGGCCGAAGGAAGCAGACAAAGGUAUGGAGGGGACAGUGGCAGGAUUGUGGGAUGCGGGGGUGUUGGAAACGUCGGCAUCCUUUUGGAACACACCUCUGAGGCCGGUCCAGAAGGCUGACGGGUUGACAUGGAGGAUGGCCCACGAUUUGCGGCCAGUGAAUGACAUAACUAUAACUCCAGUUUUGCCAGUUCCUGACCCCCAUCGCAUCCUGUCCUCCCUGGAUCCUCAGAAACAUUGGUAUAUGGUAAUUGAUUUGGCGAAUGCAUAUUUCUGUUUCCCACUGGCUGAGUCAAUACGACACGUGUUUGCAUUUUCUUACAAGGGGUGAAAUUGCAGUACAAACGACUCCCACAGGGCUUCAAGAAUUUGCUGGGAAUCUUUAAUCAGGUAUUGAAGGACUUGUUAUUUUCAUGUGAACCACCCCAAGGCUCAGUGCUCCUGCAGUUUGUGGACAAUCUCCUCAUUGCAGCUGAAACAUCCAACCAGUGUGUGGAAGCCACACGAGCAGUGCUGUUGAAGCUUGCUGACCUGGGCUUCAAACUGUCAAGGAAAAAGUUACAGUGGUGUCGCAAGUCUGUGGUUUUUCUGGGGCGUGUCAUCACACCAGCCGGUUUGGCUAUGUCCCCUAAUCACCGCAGCUCCAUCUUGCGACACCCACGUCCAGAAACAGUGCAGGACAUGCUGUCUUUCUUGGGAUUGUGUGGCUACAGCCGAGCCUACAUCCCAUGUUAUGUGGAUAAAACAGCAGGCCUGCGGGCCCUUGUUAAACAACAAGGGGUCUGAAAUUUGAAGGCCACAUUGCAGUGGACCCCUGAGGAUGAGGCAUUGUUUGUGCAACUAAUUCAGUAAUUGGCAUCAGCAGCAGCUUUGGCUACCCCAGAUUACACUAAGGUGUUUCAUUUAGAUGUAGCUAUUAGUGAGAAAACAGUGAAUGCGGCAUUGUACCAAAGACAUGGCACAAACAGGGCACUUUUAUUGUAUUGUAGUGUGCCAUUAGACGGAAUUGAACAGAAACAAGCAGACUGCGUUAGGUACGCGGCGGGCCUGGCAAAGGUCCUACAGAAAACGGCACAUGUGGUCAUGGGGUAUCCCGUCCAGGUGUAAACAGACCAUGCGGUGUCAGCUUUUGUCGCAUCGGUGGCAUUUACGUUGACACCCCUAAGACAAACACGGAUGAUGAAAGUAUUGACGGCACCAAAUGUUACGUAUGUGCAUGAUGGUGUGAACAUGGCUAAUCACCUCCUGGAAGGGGCACAUGAUUGUGCUCUGAAAGUACAGAAAGAUCAAAAGGUCCGUGAGGACUUGUAUGCGGAACCAUUGGGAGGUGGACGGGUUAUGUUCACGGAUGGGUGUUGUUGGCGUGCCAAGGAUGGGACACUCCACGUGGCAGCGGCAGUGGUGGAGUGGAAAGGUUCUUUCUUCCUCCCGGUGACAGCUCAGAAGUUGACAAUAAAACCCUCCGCCCAGGCGGCUGAGGUGUUGGCUCUGGUGUUGGCCUUGGAACAGUGUCCAGGACAGCAAUUAACUGUAUAUACUGAUUCGGCAUAUGCAGCGUCGGCUGCCCUGAUUGACCUAAAGGGGUGGCUGCACAAUGGCUGUCUAACAGUGAAAGGCAAAGAAAUUGCUCACAGAACUUUGAUGGAGCGAUUGUAUGAAGCAAUUAAGGGUCCCCACAAAUUGGCGAUUGUAAAGGUCCCGGGACACGCAAAGGCCAACACCAUGGUGGCAAAAGGUAAUGAGAGGGCGGAUGCUCUCGCGAAAGAAGUGGCUGGGUACACCUCUCAGGACGAGAUGAUGUUAGCAACCACGGCUGUGGUCUGGGAUGGGGAACCCCCGGAUCUUCCAGUGGCACCUGAGGUUACACUGGAGGACAUUUUGGACGCACAAGGUCACAGACAAGGCGGUUGCAGAUUCGUCAUCAGCAUCACCAGAGUCGGACAUCACUCCGUACGUCUACCUCCGGGUGCUUUCCCGGAAGUGGACUGAACCUCGCUGGAAAGGACCGUUUAGGGUUCUGGCUAGAACUUCACACGCCGUCCAAUUGGAAACUAAAGGACAAAACUGGUACCGUUACUCACAGUUGCGCCCGGCCCCAGACUUUGUGCCUGCCAAUGGUGAGCUAAAAGGUUGACCGCCCGGACGGGCAGGUCAAGAGAGGGAAUGUGAAGAUGGCGAGAAUUUGAUCAAAGUCGGACUCGAAAGUGUCUGAACAAAGACGACGACGAUGCAAAUGUUUAACUUUAUUGAGUAUUUUGCUUGCUGGCUUGUUUGUGUGGACUAUGUUGGCAUUUGAACAUAUGAUGCAGGAUGAUGGAAGUGAUGGCGCGAAAGGAGAACAAGUGAUGGUGUACCAUUCCUGUAAUAGAACGGUAUGGUAUGAAGCAGAGCAAGAUGGUGGUAAGACGCUGACACAGACACAACAACUACUGCCAAAUCUGAAGUGUAAACAACCGACACAGGUGAACGCUUGGGUGACAAUUUUCAACUGGACUCAACAAUGGCUUGAUUUGUUAGAUAAAUUGGACAAUUAUCAACCACGGUAUGGAAAAGAAAAAGCCUAUUUUUGACACCCAUGUUGCACAACAAAAUUUCACCUGCCUAAAGUUAAAUGGGACUGGCCCUGGGAUUGGAAGUAUCCAGGAGUCAUGGUGUCAUGAAAGUGUGUCUUUGCCAGCAGGAAUCGCUCUCGCUCGUGCUGAUGUUUGGCUGUGUUGUGGAGCGAAAGUGUUGUAUGAUAGGCUUCCCACCAAUGCCUCAGGUAAGUGCGCCCUAAUAACGCUGAUCAUGCCGAUUAGUGUGAUAGCAUUAGAUCUGACCAGAAUGGAUUGGGAAGGCGUUGGACAGUGGGGAAGAAUCCCCUUCCUUGGGAGGAAGAAAAGGGACAUGCAAGAAUGGUUGAAUGCAGGAGACCCCACGUACAUAGAUGCAAUUGGAGUUCUGAGAGGGGUCCCUGAUGAAUACAAAUUGGUGGAUCAAGUGGCAGCAGGAUGGGAGAGUAUUUUCCUGUUCGUUACAGUAAACAAAAAUGUGGACCGAAUUAAUUAUGUCCACUAUAAUGUCCAACGAUUGGCGAACUUCACCACUUCAGCACUCUAGGCAGUGCAUGAGCAAUUGGCUGCCAUGUCUCUUAUGGCAUUCCAAAACAGAAUGGGCUUAGAUAUAUGUUGUUAGCUGAAAGAGGAGGAGUGUGUGGUAUUUUUGGGGAUCAGUGCUGUACUCUGAUUCCCAACAAUACGUCUCCUGGCCUUACCAAGGCAUUGGAGGGUCUGCGCACGUUAAGUAACAAAAUGAAGGAGCACUCAGGUGUGGACACCAGUUGGUAUUCUGACUGGUUAAACGUCUUUGGUAAAUAUAAAAGCUUGAUUGCAUCAGUACUGAUUUAUAUCGCUGUGUUUUGCUGCUAUUAUGGUGUUGCUGUAUUCCAUGUAUCAGAUCAUUAACUGUUAAGACAAUUGAACGCACGUUGGGGGCACUCCCUCCGGGUGGCCAGUACAUGAUGAUCCCUCAGAAGGACCCCCAGGAGGCGGAGACAGCUGUGGCCCUCCGGGAGUCCGGGAUUUUUCACAGCCAGACCUGGAAGAAACAUCCUUGACCACGCGCCGUGACAUCGCUGGUUGUCAUUGGCUAAUCACACCCUGUGUGAAGGAGUGACCCUCUCCACAACUAGAAGGAAGUUUUGAGACAAUAGACACGGACACCAAAGGCAAGAUUCUGGCCAGGAAAGAUGAAGUCACAGCUACCAAACGCGAGGCGUCCGGCUGGACAGGUCAGGAGGACGACCCGACGCCAAGUACAAGGAUCCCCACUGGGCGAUUCGGGUGGACGGCCUUAAAGAGGAACCCAACGGUGAAGCAGGAACCAGACCAAGGCAUGCAACUGCUCCGGACAAAGACCUCCCACGCCGUGGUUGCGAGACAACCAGGGAUUGGUCACCGCCGAGGGUUGGCCAGGAGGUAGCCGUGGACUGGUCACCAACGAGGCUCGGCCACGAGGCGGCCAGGGAGUAGUCGUCGCUGCUGAGGCCAGGUCAUGAAGCGGCUGGGAACCAUCAGGAGCGAAGAGGAUGACGGAGACAAGGACCACAGCCGUGACUGCCACAAUCACCAUGACAGCCAUCCCGAAGCCUUUCCAGUUCCGGAGUGGGCCAUCAGAACUCCCCAGCUCCUCUCGCCGUCGAGACAGGGGUGUAGGACGGCUGCGGACCGGUCACCGACGAAGCAGGAGUGUGGAGCGGCUGGGGGCCGGCCGCCGUCAAAGCAGAAAUCGGGAGUGACCGUGGACCGGUCGCCGAGGAAGCAGGAGCGUGAGGCGGCUGCGGACUGGUCGCCGUCGGUACUCCUGGACACGGACGAGAGGCGGCUGCGGAGUCGUCGCCACCUCCCAGAUGGGAACGUGAGGCGGCUGGGGAACCCUCGCUGCCAUCUGCUGGACAGGCACGUGAGGCGGCUGCGGAACCCUCGCCGCCGUCUGCUGGACAGGUACGUGAGGCACCUGCGGAGCCAUCGCCACCUCCUAAAAUAAAUCCCAUGAGUGUGUGUGUGUGUGUGUGUGUGUGUGUGUGUGUGAUUGUUUGAUUGAUUACAUCUGUCUGAUUGAUGACAUCUGUUUUCAAGAUAAUGAGUUCAAAGGUACGAGCGAGGUGGUAAUGUGGAAACCAACUCCAGUAUGUACAAAAUUAGAACAUAUGAAUGUUUUUUUUUUAACACCAGCAGUGGAACUUUUUUCACCAAGCUGCUUGGCAAUUACUUCGUAGCCCUUUCCAGCUGUGUAGAAUUGUACAAUUUUGUCUCUGGUGUCUUUGGAUAGCUCUUUGGUCUUGGCCAUGUUACAAGUUUGAGUCUUACUGAUUCUAUGGGGUGGACAGGUGUCUUUAUGAAGCUAACAACCUCACACAGGUGCAUCUGAUUCAGAAUAACAGAUGGAGUGGAGGUGGACUUUUAAAGGUGGACUAACAGGUCUUUGAGGGUCAGAAUUCUAGCUGAUAGACAGGUGUUCAAAUACUUAUUUGCAGCUGUAUCACACAAAUAAAUCGUUAAAAAAAUCAUACAUUUUUAUUUCUGGAUUUUUCUUUUCAAAUUAUCUCUCUCACAGUGGACAUGGACCUAUGAUGAUAAUUUCAGACCCCGCCAUGAUUUCUAAA